CUAACUUGAGAGUGGAAGAAUUGUGAAAGAUAUAAACCCCAAUACACUACGCACAAUUCUGCGUUCAAUCGUUCAUCACUUCUGGAGACAGCGUUCAAAAUGGCUUUGCCGAAUCAGCAAACUGUUGAUUACCCUAGUUUCAAGCUUGUAAUUGUUGGCGAUGGUGGAACUGGUAAAACCACAUUUGUAAAGAGACAUUUGACUGGAGAAUUUGAGAAGAAAUACGAACCAACCAUUGGCGUUGAAGUACACCCGUUGGAUUUCUUCACCAACUGUGGGAAAAUCCGGUUUUACUGCUGGGACACAGCCGGUCAGGAAAAGUUUGGUGGCCUUCGAGAUGGAUAUUACAUCCAUGGUCAAUGUGCAAUCAUCAUGUUUGAUGUGACAGCAAGAUUGACAUACAAGAACGUUCCAACAUGGCAUCGGGAUCUUUGCAGGGUUUGUGAGAACAUUCCAAUAGUAUUAUGUGGAAACAAAGUUGAUGUGAAGAAUCGUCAAGUGAAGGCAAAACAAGUGACUUUUCACAGAAAGAAGAAUUUGCAAUAUUAUGAAAUUUCUGCAAAGAGUAAUUACAAUUUCGAGAAGCCUUUCCUCUAUCUUGCCAGGAAACUUGCUGGUGAUCCAAAUUUGCAUUUUGUGGAGUCUCCUGCUCUUGCUCCCCCAGAAGUGCAAAUUGAUAUGGCUGCUCAACAACAGCAUGAGGCAGAGCUUCUUCAAGCUGCAAGCCAGCCUCUUCCAGAUGACGAUGAUGAUGCUUUUGAGUAGAUUAAAAUGUUUUUAGGGAUAAUAUGAAUUUUACUCAUUUGUUUGUGAGGGGAAAAGGUUGAGUUAAAUUUUGGUUUUAGAAUGAGUUUGUUGAUGUAAUGUUACCACCUUAUUUUUGUUAACAAUACGUUUGGGUUUAAUACAUGAUUC
Messenger RNA from Lactuca virosa, 915 nucleotides. Lineage: Eukaryota; Viridiplantae; Streptophyta; Magnoliopsida; Asterales; Asteraceae. The record is from the annotation of a GenBank genome assembly.